This is a messenger RNA of Pogona vitticeps (central bearded dragon), 1487 nucleotides long. RefSeq names its product opticin (gene OPTC). The record is from RefSeq and is a predicted model, not a curated record. Gene Ontology annotation, biological process: collagen fibril organization; bone development; articular cartilage development. Gene Ontology annotation, molecular function: protein binding. Gene Ontology annotation, cellular component: extracellular matrix. Lineage: Eukaryota; Metazoa; Chordata; Lepidosauria; Squamata; Agamidae.
AGCUUGUUUCCUGCUAGUAGAUUUUGUGAAAGGACACCAUGGGGGUUAGAAAGGGAGGAGUAGCUUGGUGGCAGAUGGAAUUACCAUCCCUCCUGAUUGGCUCGCCUUUCUCCUUUACUCCUGCCCAUUCAUCACUUCUGCAGGGUUGUGUCUUCCUGACAACCAACACUCCCAUUGUAAAGUUUUCAGUCCAAGCACACUGGAUCCUCCACAAGCACAGAUUAAGUUGGCCUCUUGACUAAAAGCAGACAAGGAACAAAGGGGUAACAGAAUGCAAAUUGUAGCCCUGGUGGGUGUAAUAACCGCCUUCACUUUGGCUCUGCCUGUUCUGCCUAAGAAAGAUGGAAAGAUGAAGAAAGAGAAGCACAACAUUGGCCUGAUCGCUGAUGACAACCAAGACCUCAACAACCACGAGCUCAACCUGGACAAUUACGGAGAAGUCAUUGAUCUUAGUAAUUAUGAGGAGAUCUAUAAUUAUGGGGACCUGGCAUCAAAGAUUGAGGUUGGCACAUUGGCCCCUCACAUCGUGAGCGUGGCAGAAUCUGUGAGCACAACAACAGAGGUUCCAAUAACAGAGGUCCCCCAAAAGAGUCCGACAAACUCCAUCCUAGCCACACCAGAGGGACCAGAUCUUUUUCCUUCCAUAACAAAUGAGGGUCUUCCUACCUGCUUGAUCUGUGUGUGCAUCAGCACCUCAGUGUACUGUGAUGAUACCAAUUUAGAAAGUAUUCCUCCUUUGCCCUUGGAGACCACAUACUUCUACGCUUGUUUCAACCGGAUCACUAGGAUUGGAGCCAAUGAUUUCUCUGGACUUGCAAAACUAAAACACAUUGACCUGACAAGCAACUUUAUGUCUUCAGUGGAUGAAGAUUCCUUCCGGCUGCUGCCCUCUUUAGAAGAACUGGUCCUCCCAGAAAACAAGUUGAUUUCCUUGCCAGAGUUGCCCGGCACCAUAGUGCAGUUGGAUGUCAGGUUUAACACGAUCCAGAGUGCAGGUAUUCAACCUGAAGCCUUCAAGAAUCUGAAGAAACUGCAGUUCCUUCGUCUGUCUGAUAACAAAUUGGAUUAUAUCCCAGUGCCUCUACCAUAGGGACUGAGAUCUUUACAACUACAGAACAAUAACAUCCGGACCAUGCAUGCAGACACAUUCUGUGACCACAGAGACCCCAGCCACAUCCGCAGGGCCCUGGAGGACAUUCGCUUAGAUGGCAACCCCAUCAACCUGAGCCUCUUCCCUGGUGCUUAUUUCUGCUUGCCUCGCCUGCCAACAGGCCACUUCUACUGAACCAAAGCAACCCUCUGCCUCCAGCUGGCAUAGCAAGCCUAGGAGGCCACUAUGCAAUCAAAAUCAAGAAUAGCUUUCCAGAGAGCAUGGUCCCUGCAUUAAUUAAUUUCACCACCAGCUGGGUAUUGAUGCUGUUGGACUGUUUUCCUAGCUUCCCCCCUCACUUAGGCUCUUUGAGGGAGGAGUGCCUGGGACUUGACUG